AUGCAGCUGCCUUUAAAUAUAUUCGAUUUGGUUUUUGCUCUUCUCAUCAUGAAGAAAAUUAGGGCAGACAUUCCCGGUUGUGAUUACUUCGAUACUGUCGAUGUCUCACAUGCCCAGGAGCAAAACAAAUCAAUUGUAUAUGACGGAAUCGUAAUUGCUGCUAACCUAACUGGAGAGUAUGGCUUCCGGAAAAAGCUGGACGGAUCUCCGGAGCCUGUGAAGAAUCACUUAAGAGCCUGUGUCUGCAAGAUGAGGCCAUGCGUGCGGGUAUGUUGUCCUCGCAAGAAUUUGGCGGCCAAUGGCAGCUGCCACGAUGGGCUGAAGGAGGAGAUAAAACGGGUCAAUCCCUACAUGUACCUAAUGACGAUGGAUCAAACGGUGGAAAAUCCGGUCCCUGUGAUCGAAAUGGCCGUUAUAAGGGAUCCGUUCUGGAAUUGCGACGAGGUGCUCAGCCUGAAGAACAAUGAGUACACUUUUAUGCAGAACGGCACCUUACUUAUCCACUCGUCUGAGGAGUACCUAAACAAUUACCAAUACUGUCUGUACCCCAAGUUUUAUUCGGACUUCCCAAAGUAUAUAUGGGUUGUCGUCCACAGGUGCAUGACGAUAUUGCUCCCAGGGACCCUCGAAAUCUCGGUGAUAUCGUUGAUAUGUUUUAUCCUUACGAUCGCAGUGUAUCUUUACGUUGAGAAGCUUCGAAAUGUGAUUGGCAAGUGCCUCAUUAGCUGCAUGUUCGGCAGGUUCAUGGAGACCCUUAACAUGGUACUGGAUGACUUGAGCCUAUUAAAUGGCAUUUGCUCAUCAGCAGGUUAUAGUUUAUACUUCUUCAAACUGGCUUCCAGUCUCUGGCACACAGUCAUCAGCUACCAUGUGUGGAAAGGAUUCAAAUCUAUUAUUCGGAACGAACCUCGUCAUCAAUUCCUCACCUACAGCAUCUUUGUAUGGGGAACUGCUUUAAUCCCGACCGGAAUAAUUUAUUUAAUUAAUCAAUCGUGGAAUAACGACUUGCAUAAAUGGAACUGGAUGCCCUUGAUCGGUUUUAGUCAAUGUUCGGUGAAAGUUUGGAACUCUUCUUCUUGGAUCUAUUAUUUUGGGCCUUUACAGAUUCUAAGCACCUUCAAUGCGGCCAUGUUCACCUCGACGGCCAUUCACAUUCGAAAAGUGAGACGACAAAUAAUGAAUUUCCGGCAGGAAAAGACGGCGAGCAGUCUUGAUUUCAACAGUCAGACUUACUUGGAGUUUCUGAGACUAUCUGUUUUGAUGGGCGUAUCCUGGACCCUGGAUUUUGUUCCUUUUUUUGCGGAUAGCACCAAUUUUUGGUGGCCAGUCGUUUGGGCUCUUAAAUAUUACCAGAAGGGCUUUGUUUUCGAGAAAACCGGUAGCAGCAGUGUCAUUACGCUAGGAGGAAAACAAACUUUACUCAAUCAGCGCUAUGGAUCACCAAAAAUUUUCCAGAAUGGCACUAUUUCGAUAUACUGA
This is a messenger RNA of Drosophila elegans, 1479 nucleotides long. RefSeq names its product probable G-protein coupled receptor Mth-like 7. The transcript has 7 exons. Gene Ontology annotation, biological process: cell surface receptor signaling pathway. Gene Ontology annotation, cellular component: membrane. NCBI's taxonomy places the organism in Eukaryota, Metazoa, Arthropoda, Insecta, Diptera, Drosophilidae. The record is from RefSeq and is a predicted model, not a curated record. Gene Ontology annotation, molecular function: G protein-coupled receptor activity. Bases 1 to 1479 code for a protein of 492 amino acids.